Neopelma chrysocephalum (saffron-crested tyrant-manakin) is the source of this 1130-nucleotide messenger RNA. RefSeq lists its product as uncharacterized. The coding region runs from base 1 to 978 and encodes 325 amino acids. Gene Ontology annotation, biological process: protein monoubiquitination; protein polyubiquitination. Lineage: Eukaryota; Metazoa; Chordata; Aves; Passeriformes; Pipridae. Gene Ontology annotation, molecular function: ubiquitin protein ligase activity; metal ion binding. The record is from RefSeq and is a predicted model, not a curated record. The transcript has 2 exons.
AUGACACUGCUUACAUUCAGAUGUUGGCAGAACCUUCACCAAUCUGACUCCAGCCUAAACUUCUACCAAGCAAGACUUGUGCUGCAGGGCACAAAAAUGGCCACGGAGUCAGACAACGACUGCCCCAUUUGCCAGGACACUUGGAAGGAUGUGGCUUCUGCUCUGCCCUGUCACCACCAGUUCUGCCUGGGCUGUAUCCUGCGGUGGGCUCGGAGAAACCCAGUGUGCCCACUCUGCAGAAGAACAAUAGAGACCAUCCGGUUUUCUGACUAUGGAGAAGGAGACUAUCUGGAGACAGCCAUCACAGCCGCUGAGGAGCUGCCAGAUGGCAGCAGCAUGGCAGGGAGAGCUCCUGACGGCCUGGAUGAGAACAGCCCCCAUCCCCCUGGGACAAACCAUUCAUUUUCUCCACAGGAGAUACUGUCCCAAGCAGAGCAGGAGGGUUCAGGCAGUAUCCUGCCGGAGGACUGGGCAGAACUUUUCCGUCAACAAGAGCAUCUCCUGGACCCUGUGUGGCCCUGGCUGCGCCAGAGGCUGGAGGGAAUAUACCGGGGCUGGUGGUGGGUGGUAGAGACCAUAGAGAGCACCAUCCUGCAUGGCCUCUGCAUAUAUGGGCUGAAUGCAGAGGUCUUGAUUGAAGUGCUGGAGCUUCUCCUCCAGGAACACGCCGCGCCACUGAUCCACAGUGCCAUCAACAUCAUUGUGGGCCAGUGCAGUGAGGAGGCCCAGAAACUGAUGCACUCUGAUGCAGUCAGAGAUGAGAACAACAGCCCUGUGGCCACAGCCAGCUCCAGCAGCUCCAGCUACUCCAGGAGCUCCAGCUUCAGCAGCUCCAGCUUCAGCAGUUCUCAGAAGGAAACUCCUGCCAGCAGCCUCACAGGCUCUGACAUGGAGGAGGAACCUGCUACAUCAGAGGCCUCCCUCCUGCCCCAGGGCAGCAGCCACAGCCCCUCAGCUCCCAGCCAGGGCAGGGAGUGAUUGCCUGGGGGAUCCCAGCACCCCCCAGACAGGAGGGCCCCCAGCUCCCAGGACUCUCCGCAGCCCUGCAAGAGGCCGCCCCACUGGCAGUGCUGGCAGGGCUCUUGCAAUUCUUUAUUCAAGGAAAAGGAAAUAAAUUGUUAUUUCCCUCA